This is a messenger RNA of Rhincodon typus (whale shark), 1835 nucleotides long. Its product is annotated as mitogen-activated protein kinase kinase kinase 2-like. The record is from RefSeq and is a predicted model, not a curated record. Gene Ontology annotation, biological process: protein phosphorylation. Lineage: Eukaryota; Metazoa; Chordata; Chondrichthyes; Orectolobiformes; Rhincodontidae. Bases 153 to 461 code for a protein of 102 amino acids. The transcript is spliced from 2 exons. Gene Ontology annotation, molecular function: protein kinase activity; ATP binding.
CUCUAGCAUCGGUAGUUCUUACUAUCUCAGACUGAAAUGGUGUAUUUUGUUUUAAAGGAGCAAACAUUUUACGGGAUUCCGCUGGUAAUGUUAAAUUGGGAGAUUUUGGUGCCAGUAGAAGGUUGCAGACGAUCUGUCUGUCAGGGACAGGCAUGAAGUCGGUCACUGGCACACCGUACUGGAUGAGCCCAGAAGUGAUCAGUGGUGAAGGUUAUGGCAGAAAAGCAGAUAUCUGGAGUGUUGGUUGCACAGUUGUGGAGAUGCUCACUGAAAAGCCCCCUUGGGCUGAGUUUGAAGCCAUGGCAGCCAUCUUCAAGAUCGCCACUCAGCCGACGAAUCCUCAGCUGCCAUCUCAUGUGUCAGACCACAGUCGGGACUUUUUGAAAAAGAUAUUUGUGGAGGCAAAGCAGAGGCCAUCAGCAGAGGAACUGUUGCGCCACACUUUUGUGCACUAUCACUAGCAACUAACCUCAACAUCUGAUGCAUUUAUUUUCUAUCUGAUUGCACUUUUUCAAUGUAUAAUUUUGGUGAUUCUAGGUGUUUCCUAGGUUGUAAUUUAUACUUAAAUUUGUAUUUAUAAUGAGACUUUUUUGCAUUCUCAUAAAGGGAAUGAUCAGAAGGUUUUUUACAGUGUAUUCACACAGUACUCUGAUGUUCUUCAAGGUAAAGCACUUUAUUACAUAACCCAUUCCUGAUUAUUCAUCGUCUGAUGUAGUGUGACAGGUCCUACUCCCCAUUAGAAAUAUGAAUUUAUUUGCCAUUUGUAAGUAGCAGAGACUGAGCCUCUCUAAGUGUGUCGAACCUGCAGUAUAUUAUAAAAUAGACUGUUAUGCAAAUAAUUUCAGCAAUGGUAGCCUGAUGCAGAAUGUCUACCAGGGUGUUUUCAUAUAACCUAAAGCCAAGAAACCCAACAGGACUGCUCUUAGUAUUCUAUCACUGCAUAGAACUUUGAAUUCAUAGGGCAAAGUUACAGUUGGGCUGUGUAACCCAGAGUAGCCAUCAAUUCUUCCUCCUUCAACUUCCACAUAAGUCAGUAUAGUCAGUGGUCCAGACUGACAAGGGGAAUGUCACUGUUUUCAGAGUCUGGUCUCAAAAAGUACCUGGUGUUUCUCCCUCAUUUCUCACACUUGGGACCUGCCCUAGAAACGUUUGUCAGUUUUCUUUUCUCUGCUGUUACUUAACAGUCUCUACGGCCAUCUUUACACCUGCCGAAUGUGUUAUUGGCCUUCACUGUGAGGCCUAUGUGUAUGUUUGCUGUUGGAUCCUUUUGAAUGGGUACUUGGACAAAAAUAGAUAUUUGUCUGAGUAGCACACAUCAAGGUUGUCUGUGUCCAAGCAACGUGUCAAUCUCUGCAGCACUGUCUUAGGCCAAAACGGGUGCCACUAUAUGGACCGUGAUUUCACAUGCAGCUCAUGCUGAUGCCCUCAGCUUGGACCUGCACUCCAGGACAUUAUACUCCCAGCCAUGGCUCAUAGGGUGGCCCAGAACUUCCAAGUACUUCACGUUUAAGGCAUUAUCCGAGCUUAAUUAAUCUCAGGAAUAAACGGUGCUGAAACAUUAGCCACCAAAUUACACUUCCACUUUUUAUAGGUAUCAUUUGAUUAAUGUUUACAGAUCUUUCAUAUUGCUUUGUGGAUGGAAUCAAGGCCAUUUUGAAAUCUAGGUACUUCGUUUUGUUUUUUGGUAAUGAAUCAGUCCACCCCUUGGGAGAAAGUUCCUGAUCCAUGGCUGUUAUAAUACCCCUUCUGCCCAGGCUGCCUCUGUUAUCUGAGAUAGUAGGAACUGCAGAUGCUGGAAAAUCUGAGAUAACAAGGUAUAGAGCUGGAUGAACACA